UCCAGCUUCAAAAGAACAAACACUCAAAACAAAGGAAGUGGUCCUCAACCGCAGGAAGCAGGAAGUGUCUGCUGGGUCCUCGGCUGAAGCCCAGGGACAGUGGGAUGGAGUCCGUGGCCCUGUACAGCUUCCAGGCCACAGAGAGUGACGAGCUGGCCUUCAACAAGGGGGACACACUCAAGAUCCUGAACAUGGAAGAUGACCAGAACUGGUACAAGGCGGAGCUCCGAGGAGCCGAGGGUUUUGUUCCCAAGAACUACAUCCGUGUAAAGCCACACCCGUGGUACUCGGGCAGGAUUUCUCGGCAGCUGGCUGAAGAGAUUCUGAUGAAGCGGAACCACUUAGGAGCCUUCCUGAUCCGGGAGAGCGAGAGCUCCCCUGGCCAGUUCUCUGUCUCUGUGAAGUGAGCUCCGGGAUCGGG
Molecule: messenger RNA, 421 nt
Organism: Peromyscus leucopus (white-footed mouse)
Lineage: Eukaryota; Metazoa; Chordata; Mammalia; Rodentia; Cricetidae
Product: GRB2-related adapter protein-like
Exons: 3
Coding region: 105-407 (100 amino acids)
Molecular function (GO): protein binding
Source: RefSeq, a predicted model, not a curated record